This is a messenger RNA of Culex quinquefasciatus (southern house mosquito), 1840 nucleotides long. RefSeq names its product SET and MYND domain-containing protein 4. Gene Ontology annotation, molecular function: protein binding. NCBI's taxonomy places the organism in Eukaryota, Metazoa, Arthropoda, Insecta, Diptera, Culicidae. Bases 79 to 1752 code for a protein of 557 amino acids. The record is from RefSeq and is a predicted model, not a curated record. The transcript is spliced from 3 exons.
UUUUACUGUUUGUGUCAACUGAAUUUGGAGCCAAAAGAUAUAAAGAAAGAAUCCGUCUUUUCUACAAAAUAUUUGAAAAUGGUCGAAAACGUCGCGUUCCACGCGCUCCAAGAUCGGUGGGAUUUGGAGAUGCCACGCCACCGGCGGAGCGCGGACAUUUCGGUGUACCGGAAGUUUGUGGCGCGCCAUGACGCCCUCAUCAGUGGCCCGGAAGCACCCAAGGAUAACACGACGGCCGCUAGGCUCCGUAAUGCUGGCAAUCGCCACUACCUGGAAAAACGGUUUGACGACGCGCUGUGGUCGUACAACCGGAGCAUUUGCUUCGCGGAGAACCUGUCGGAACACCUGGGAAUCGGCUACGCCAAUCGAUCCGCCAUCUACUACGAAUUGGGAGAGUACGAGUUUGCCUUGUACAACAUCGAUCUGGCCAGAAAGAGCAACUAUCCGGAAAGGCUGCUGCCAAAGCUGUUGGCACGAGAGGCCAACUGCAAGGAACGUCUCGCCGGUGGACACUCGGAAGGAACUGUCCCACUCCCGGUCGUGGACAUCAACGUUGAUGUUAAUCCCAAGAUACCCUUCAUGGCCAAGGGCAUCCGCAUGAAGGAGUUCGGAGAUAUGGGUCGUGGUCUGGUGGCUGAGCGCGACUUCAAAACCGGAGAUGUAAUUCUGGAUGAGAAGAGCGAUCUCUGCGUUGUGUCGUUCGAACGAAGCUUCAUCAGCUGCGCUCACUGUGGGUCAACCUUUUGGAAAAGUUUGAUUCCGUGCCUUGGUUGUGCCGCAGUUAUGUACUGUGGCGAGAAGUGUCGCGAGGCGGAUUUACAGGCUAUACACCGGUUCGAAUGCAGCGUGGUCACAAAACUGUCGGGUGUGGCCUGUAAUAAUAUGAUGAUCAUGGCAAGGCUGUUCUUUUACGGCCUGACGGCGUUCGACGACAACAUCGACCAAAUGAUGAAGUACUGCCUACCGAAUGCUGGCAUCGGUUCCAAACCCCUGAAUCUGAAUUUGACCAGCUCGAAACCGAUGGACGUGUUCAAGGUGUGGCACCAAUCUCAACUAAAGCAUGGUCCAUUAUCUCGUUGCGUUCCCAAUGUGGAGCAUCAGUUGAAGCUGAGUGCAGCCACUUUUCAUCUGGUAUUCAUGAAGAACCCGCUGGUUCAAUCGAUCUUCCGUACCGAAGCUCAGUGUAAUUUCAUGCUUCGCUGCCUGCUCAUUCACGGCCGCUUGACCGCACCGCUGGUCAUUAAUCGUGUAGAUGAAAAGGGCGGUUUCCUAGGAAUUCUCUCCCCCGUCGCGUCUCUCAUCAACCACUCGUGUGACCCCAACGUGAUCUCCGUGGUCAAUUCCGGAAGAAUCAAAAUCAUCGUGCUACGUCCCAUCCAAAAGGGUGACCAGAUUCUCACCAGCUAUGCUCCCGCCUGGUGGGAUGAACACGAUGGCAGCACGUUGGAUUUCGACUGCAAGUGCGUGGUGUGCGAUCGUGGACCGGAAGGGGCCAAGUGGCGCAACGCGCGUGAGAAAAAACGUAUAUUGUCAUCGGAGGCAACGCGCGAAUGGAUCGGUGGAGGCGAAACGCAAGAUUUGAUCAAAUUUCAACGGCUGGUUCAGAUACUCGCACGUGACGGCCAUCACCCGGGAAAGCUGUUCGGAGAGACGGUGAAGAUUUACUACGACAAGCUGUUCGAUGAGGUUUGUGCGGAGAACGCAAAGCGCAACCGGGCCAAGGUGCAGCAGAUUGGUGGCAACUUAUUUUGAACCAACGAUCGCAAGCGGCUCGGCUCUUUCAAGAACUUACAUCUUAAUCUCGAUCUUAAUCUUGCUUUGAACUGUUACUGACAUCACA